AUGACGAUGGGAAAUAGCAGCCAAGAACACUAUCAGGUUGUUGUAGCGGUGAUGGAGAAGGUAAGUUCUUCUGUAGCACCGAUUCAGCAGCGGUUUCCCCAAAUCCAUCUUAUGAAAUCGGGAUCAUUUAAUAGGAAGGAUGUUCCUACCAACACCAUCAAUUUCUUCGUCGCUACAGCCUCUCCGACAAAUUUGUUUAUGACUUCAUUGAUGGGAGACACUGAUGGGAUGCAACUGUCAAUGUCUUUUGGAUAUCAGAUCACGAACCUUUCACAGAUCUUGUGA
Lactuca virosa is the source of this 285-nucleotide messenger RNA. The record is from the annotation of a GenBank genome assembly. NCBI's taxonomy places the organism in Eukaryota, Viridiplantae, Streptophyta, Magnoliopsida, Asterales, Asteraceae.